GCUUCAUGAAGGUGCAGAAACUACCUAGAACUAGUGUAGUCGCAAAACUAUCAACACCUCAAUAACCACCAACUUUUGCCUGCAAGGAGUCACUCAUCAGGCACGUGCUGAGUAAAGUGGCACACGCCUCCAUUCUCUCAACGACCAACGUGCUCUUCCCCUUUUCCAUUCACCGGCAAUUUUUCAGCAAUCCGAUCUGCAGCGCGUGCGCCAGAAGCACCAAGGGUUUCCAUUGCGACGCGAAUCAUCGAUAGGUUAUCUUCAGCACUGCCGGCCGCGCACCUGCAGUACUUAGUGACCGCAACCGAACUUGACACGCCCCGGUGCCAUUUCAACAAACUUGAACAAACCCACCACCUACAACACCUAAACAACAACAACCAUCACGGCAACUUCACAAUGGGCAAGCGCAAAAAGUCGUCAAGAAAGCCGCAGGGCCCCAGGAGGAACGACCCCCUUCCCACUGUCUUCACAUGCCUGUUCUGCAACCACGAACGAUCCGUCAUCGUCAAGCUCGACAAGAAGGCCGGCGUUGGCUACCUCGACUGCAAAAUUUGCGGCCAAAAGUUCCAAUGCCCUGUCAACUACCUCGAUGCUGCGGUAGAUGUCUAUAGUGCUUGGGUAGACGCUGCAGACGCUGUUGCACAAGAAGCCGAGGCAAGCGCAAAAGCAGCAUCUUACUCGAACAGCCGGUCGACGGGUGGGCGGCCAGCGGCAUCAAGCCGGAGAGCUGCCGAUAUCGACGAAGAUGAUGAGGAUGACGAUAGAGGCUAUGGCGGAUCCGGCGUUGAGGUUGACGACGAUGACUACGACUAAAAGACAUCGGCGAUUCGACGUUGCGUUACGUCCACGUA
Molecule: messenger RNA, 854 nt
Organism: Neurospora hispaniola
Lineage: Eukaryota; Fungi; Ascomycota; Sordariomycetes; Sordariales; Sordariaceae
Exons: 4
Coding region: 400-816 (138 amino acids)
Biological process (GO): transcription elongation by RNA polymerase II
Cellular component (GO): transcription elongation factor complex
Molecular function (GO): RNA polymerase II complex binding
Source: RefSeq, a predicted model, not a curated record